AUGUCCGAAGAACGAGUCGACGUAGAACUCGACGAUAACGGGUUUGGACUGGAUGUCAGCAGACCUACCCGAAGGUCAAACUCUGCCAACUCUGCUGGCGAAUCGUCGUCGGAGGGCUCGUCUGGCGCCAAUUCCCUCAAGUCAGUUGGCUCGGAGAACUCAUCCGGCAACGGAGGCAACUCCUCGGGUAACUCCUCGGGUAACUCCUCGGGUAACUCUUCCGGUAACUCAGGCAGCUCCGGCACUCUUUCGGGGUCCUCGUCGUCGAUGUUUUCCAACGGCAAUGUGUCGAGUGGGUGGACAGACGACAGCGCCGAAAAGCCCGAUCUUGCUCCGCGGUCGGUAGCUUCCGUUCCGGCCCAAGCCAAGCCCACCAAGUCGAAACUGUCGAUGGAAUCCCUCGAUUCACUCGAAUCCAACUGUCUGUACAUCUUGAACCUCGAUUGGUGGACAAAUGAGGAGAUUGUGCGUGGGUGGGCCGUGGACUGUGGGUUUGAGGACUCCGUGGAGACCGUGGUUUUUGACGAACACAAGCCCAACGGCAAGUCCAAGGGAGUGGUUUACAUGCAAUUUGCGUCUCUGGCCGCAGCUAGAGCCGUGAAACAGCACGUUGAACAGCUCUCGCCACGCACACAGUCCCCCGGCUCGCAAUCCGAGGACGUCGCCUACAUUGUAUCGUAUGCACAGCCCACGUCAACGCCAUUCCAGCAGUCUCAGGGCUCUCGCUACCGCGAGAACAUCAACAACAAUCCUAGCAUUCGAAGCCGCUAUGUGAGUUUGGUCAAGGCCGGCACCAACAAGAAGCCCAGCAGCGACCGAGGUCGCAGACGCAACCCCAACCAGACUCUCAACAACGGCCCCAACCACAAGAAUGGAUACCGAAACAACAGACACAAUAGCGGCGGCAACAGCAGCGGCAAUAGCGGCAAUUACAACAACAAUAAUUACAACAAUAAUCACUACGACCGAGGCCGCCCUUACCGCAGCAACGGUAACGGCAUGAGUCAUGGACAUAACACUCCAUCCAACGCCAUGAACAUGAAUAACAUGAGCAUGAACGGCAUGACCAACAUGACCAACAUGACUAACAUGACCAACAUGACUUCAAUGGACAUGAACAACAUGAACAUGAACAUGAACAUGGCAAUGAUGGGGAUGAUGCCCAUGAACUGGGGCAUGUACUAUCCCAACUCCGGGAUGUUGCCAGCUGGUGACAAGCCCGCUGCAGGCCCUCCUGCCAUGCCUCAGUAUUCUCCACCUCCGAAGUCUCAGUACGGAGACGGCAACGGUAACGCCUACAAAAGGGUCCGACCCAACUAA
Messenger RNA from Yarrowia lipolytica CLIB122, 1320 nucleotides. RefSeq lists its product as uncharacterized. Gene Ontology annotation, biological process: mRNA alternative polyadenylation. Gene Ontology annotation, cellular component: mRNA cleavage and polyadenylation specificity factor complex. Gene Ontology annotation, molecular function: mRNA binding. Lineage: Eukaryota; Fungi; Ascomycota; Dipodascomycetes; Dipodascales. The record is from RefSeq and is a predicted model, not a curated record.